This is a messenger RNA of Chroicocephalus ridibundus (black-headed gull), 856 nucleotides long. Its product is annotated as interferon alpha-inducible protein 27-like protein 2B. Lineage: Eukaryota; Metazoa; Chordata; Aves; Charadriiformes; Laridae. The record is from RefSeq and is a predicted model, not a curated record. Gene Ontology annotation, biological process: apoptotic signaling pathway. The annotation marks the transcript as partial. The transcript has 5 exons. Gene Ontology annotation, cellular component: mitochondrion; membrane.
AGCCGCAGAGACCACGGCACCGGCGUGGGGAGCCUCCCGCGCCCGGCGCGUCGCGCCCACCGCAGCCCCGGCACCCCCCGUCCCCGCGAAGGGGUCGGGGGCAGGGUGUUCCCCGGGUCGGAGCCCCCCCCGGGGGCGGGGGAGCCGCGGCCCCGCUGCCCGGCCAAAGGUGGAGGGCGGUUCCGCCCCCGGCUUUGGGAAAACGAAACUGCGCGGAGCCGUUUCUCAGGAAUUCGCGGCCGUGACGUCACCCGAGGGCCGUGUCGCCAGCACCGGGCACCGGCGCAGCUCAGAGCGCUCGGCGGCGGCGGCCGGAGAGGACCAGGCUCGGAGCGCACCCCGCACACCUCCCGCUCCAGCGCUGCCCGCCCAGGACAGCCCACCAUGGAUUUUCUCGGCAUUGUCAUGGGGGCGACCGCAGGGCUCGGAUUGGCAGCCGUCGGUGUCCCGAUGGCCGUCGGUGCGCUGGGGUUUACAGCAGCCGGCAUCACCGCUGGGUCGGUGGCUGCCAAGAUGAUGUCGGCAGCUGCCAUAGCCAACGGCGGAGGAGUGGCUGCUGGCAGCACCGUGGCCGUGCUGCAGUCCAUCGGGGCAGCAGGAGUCCCCACAGCUGUGAAGGCUACCCUGACGGCCAUCGGGGCUGCCACCGGGGCUGCUCGGUUCUGACGAGCUGUGACCGCACCAGGCCCCUCGCUGAUGUCUGCUGUGACCGCGCAACACCAGACCACUGCUGGGACACCCCCCCUGGACCCCCACUGGGACCCCCUGCAUCUCUCCCAUGCUGUUGCAGAGGCUUACAAGAAAAUUAAAUCAGGGAGGUGAUAAACUCAAAAUAAACUUUAUUCUAAGCAAAGAA